UACAUCUUUCUUGCAUUCGACAAAAACUCUGCAUUUCAAGCACAGCUCUCUUUCUCUCACCCCCACACUAGCGCACAUACCCAACCGAGUCACCUCAUCCUCCUCGACGAUGCCUCACUUGCGCGCCGCUCAAUCUUCUGCCUAAAUCUAUAACCUAGUUCUAUCUUUUUCAUCAAUAAACGCUUGAAUAUUCCAUUCAAUUUGUAUCUUGGAAAGUCGAAUCUCAAUUUGCGUUUCUCCAAACCCUAGAAAAUGUCGGGCGGCUUUUUCCGGGGUACGUCUGCUGAGCAAGACACUCGAUUCUCAAACAAGCAAGCAAAGUUGCUCAAAACGCAGAAGUUUCCUCCGGAACUCGAACAUUUGGUUGAUAUUACGAAAGUGAAAAUGGAUGUUAUCAAGCCGUGGAUUGCGAAAAGAGUGACCGAACUACUUGAUGGAUUUGAAGACGAAGUGCUCAUUAACUUUAUCCAUGAACUUCUGGAAGGAAAGGUGGUAAAUGGAAAGCAGAUCCAAAUUCAACUGACUGGUUUCAUGGAAAAGAACACUGGUAAGUUCAUGAAAGAGCUCUGGUCGCUUCUUCUCAGUGCCCAGAAAAAUGCUAGUGGCGUCCCCCAACAAUUCCUGGAUGCUAAGGAGGAGGAAACCAAGAAGAAAAAGGCGGAGAAUGAUCGUAUCUUUGAUGAAAUUCAGAGAAGGAAAGAAAAGGAGGCUAAAGAAUCCGAGCAAGAGAAAGAGAGGCAAAUGGAUGACGGACUUGGCAAAUAUUCUACCGAGGAAUCAAAUAGAAGGCGAGAGAGAGGUUCUGGUGUGCAAUCUGGAGAUGAGGAUGGAGCUGGUGUGAGAAAUGGUUUUGGAGGAAGAUCCAGGGCAUCCAAGUCACCAUCUGCUCAUUCCCAGUCACCUCGUCGAGAAAAAAGUGCAUCGAGGAGUACUUCUAGUUCUCCUAGGGGGAAAGAGCGUUCAGUUUCUCCUGAAAGAAGACAGCGAUCACCCCGAAGAAGAUCUAUCACUCCCAGGAGGAGGUCUGCCCGGGAGUCUGUAUCUCCAAGGAGGAGGUCUAUAUCGAGAAGGCGAUCUUCACCUCGUACACGAUAUAGAUCCCCAUCUCCCAUGAGGCGUAGAGUUCGUUCUCCAGCACGUAGAAGGUCACCAUCUCCCAUUCGACGACUUUCACCUUCUCCUACCAAAAGGAGGUCACCUUCACCUUUCCGACGUCGGUCUCGUUCACCUUUACGACGUCGGUCCCCUUCUCCCAGGAGGCGUCGGUCACCGUCUCCGUUGCGUCGCCGAUCACCAUCCCCUAGGCGACGCAGAUCCCCUUCUCUUGUUCGCCGCCGUAGGAGGAGGUCCUCUUCAAGUCCGAGGUCUCGGUCUCCAGGUCAGCGUAGGUCUCCGUCUCCUGUUCGACGUCGGUUCCAAUCUCCUGUCCGAAGGUCUUCCUUUCCAGUUCGACGUAGGUCCCCAUCUCCUGCUCGACGUAGGUCUCCGUCGCCUUCUCCUGCUCGACGAAGGCCCCUGUCUCCUGCUCGACGUAGGCUCCUGUCUCCUUCUCGGCGUAGGUCCCCGUUGGCAAGGGGACGCAGGUCUCCAUCUCCAGCGGAACACAGAUCAUUAGCUUCAGAUCGAAGAAAAUCACCUGUUCCAGCUCGUAGGAGGUCGCCUACUCAUUCGCCAAGCAGAUCUCCAUCACCUGCCAGUCGAAGUUCCAAAUCCCCUGCCAGGGGUAUCUCUACUUCACCGGUUAAGAUGAGAUCACCCAGGAUUCAGAAAUCCCCACAUGAAUCUCCUAGAGAAAGAAACAGGGACCAUGAGCCUGCAGUAAUCACGCAUAGACAACCUAUUUCAUUGUCCCCCCAGAGAGAUCAUUCUAACAGAAAACCCUCACACAGAAAUGUUCCAUCUGUCUCACCUCCUCCAGAGAAGUCAAAUGUGGUGUCACCACAAAUCCGGACUAAGACUUCUGGUGAAGAUAGGAGGUUGGUCAUUCUUCAUGAUAGCCCUAGAAACAAUGCAGGAGAUAAAACCACUCUUAAUGGAAGUCGAAGCCCUACUAGAUUAAGAGAUCAGAAAGUUCGUCAUGGAAGCCCAAAAACAAGUGAAGGGAAAUUUGAAAAUAACAGAGAGUACAAGGUGGACAAGUACAAGUUAGAAGGAAAAAGAGCUGCAUGCUCCAGGAAAUCUCCUGAACGAUCGAGCAGCUACCGACAUCGUGACAUUGCUGAUGCAAGGCAGGAGAACAAUGAGAAAAUAAGUGAAGAAGCGUCUUUGAAGGAAAUCCGUGCUUUAAAAAAGUCACCGCCUAGAGGUUCUGUAAUAUCUGUAUCUGGUGAAAGGUCUGACAUAUUAUACCUUGGGGAUGUUUCCAAAUUGGACGAGAAGAGAAACUCCCAACAAAAAGAUAUGAGGGACAACACUAUGUCUGACUCCUUGGAUAAUCCAAUCAAUAAAAGGAGAAGUCGUAGUUUUGACUCUGAUUCUGGGUCUGAGGAAAGUGAGAAGCAUAGAGCUGAAGUUUCUGAGAAGAGGAAACAUAGAAGGUCAAGGCGAAGAGAAGUAGCUUCAGAUGAUACUAGUUCCGAAUCUGAGAUGGAGGACAGAAAGGAAGCUAAGAGAAAGAAGAAGGAAGAGAAGAAAGUGCGGAAAGAGGAGCGGCGUAGACGCCGUGAGGAGCGACGUCGGAGAAAGGAAGAUAAGCGUGCUAAUAAACGGAAGCGAAAGUCAAAAGAUGCUGAUGCUAUGUCUUCUGAUGUGGAAAACAAUGAAAAGAAUGCUGAUGCUUCGAAUGGUGAACGUCGUACGAGGAAGCAUUCAAGUGAUGAAGAAGAGACAGAAUCACAGAAGAAAAGGCUGGAGAUUGAGCUACGUGAAAAGGCUCUUGAGUCACUGAGGGCAAAGAAGGGCAUUAGCCGCUGAAUGUGUUGCUGUUUUUUUUAACUUCUGAUGUUGCCUUUAUUUUUGUAACAGAACUACUCGUAAUGGUUUUUUUUUUUCGUUUUUUUUCCUUGUUAUGGUGUACUUUAUAUUUUUAAUGCUAUAAGUGUAGUUGAUAUA
Messenger RNA from Spinacia oleracea (spinach), 3051 nucleotides. RefSeq lists its product as uncharacterized. NCBI's taxonomy places the organism in Eukaryota, Viridiplantae, Streptophyta, Magnoliopsida, Caryophyllales, Amaranthaceae. Gene Ontology annotation, molecular function: RNA binding. Gene Ontology annotation, biological process: regulation of mRNA splicing, via spliceosome. Bases 253 to 2913 code for a protein of 886 amino acids. The transcript has 12 exons. The record is from RefSeq and is a predicted model, not a curated record. Gene Ontology annotation, cellular component: spliceosomal complex.